This is a messenger RNA of Brenthis ino (lesser marbled fritillary), 741 nucleotides long. The record is from the annotation of a GenBank genome assembly. Lineage: Eukaryota; Metazoa; Arthropoda; Insecta; Lepidoptera; Nymphalidae.
AUGGAAAGCCAUGGAGAUAUAGCAAGACCCCAACAAGGGGCUCAAGGCAGGAUAAGGGCAGACCAUCUAUGGCAGGAGUUGAGAGAGUUACUUAACUCCAUUGGUGGAGGAGUCAAUAGAUCAAUGGAAAAAUGGAAAAAAGUGUGGGCGGAUUGGAAAGCCAAAACAAAAAAAAAGGCCUUGGCAAUGCGUCGCGAGGCUAGUGGUACUGGUGGUGGUCCAAGCAGCAGACAAACUCUCACAGCUUCGGAACAAAGGGUGUUGGGCAUAAUGGGUUUGUCUGCUGUUUUUGGUCUAGUUGGAAUUGAGGAGAGAGGAUUUGAUGAACCACCACUUCAAGGAAGCCCUCUACCAUCACCAUCCAGAGAUACCGUCCACACUGAAUUUCCCUCCCAAACUGCCGCAGACGAGAUUAUGUUGUAUUCUAUAGAAGCGUCUCCUGCCCCAUCAGCUCAACUGCCAUCUCCCUCUAUACUUUCACGUCUUCCUCCAACCCGAGUGUCAACACCACCGCUCGCCUCUUUUACACGUCCGUCUAAUGACAAAUACCUAAGAAUGUCUAAUUGGUAUUCAUCUGAGCGCGUGUAUACCACGCCGCGGUGGGGAAGAGUUAAUAGCCGGCGCCGCCUUCGCGCCCAGGCAUAUUGUUCCGAGCCGUGCCCGCGAGCGCCGCUGCGCUUACUCACUCCGUCAAUAUUCAAACUAAAGCCGGUGGCUGGGAAGGCAAGAUGUCGGCAUAGC